This is a messenger RNA of Protopolystoma xenopodis, 762 nucleotides long. The record is from the annotation of a GenBank genome assembly. Lineage: Eukaryota; Metazoa; Platyhelminthes; Monogenea; Polystomatidea; Polystomatidae.
AUGAGACACAAUGUUGGUGGGGCUGAGAAAGACAAUAACCGAGUAAUUGGUUUGAAGCCUAGGGAGGGGAAUAUUUUCAUGGGCAUGGACAUGGGCAUAAUCUACUCUAAUUCCUCGACUAUGGCAUACGAGUGGAAGGGAUUCGUAUGUUGGUUCCACCGGGGGCUGAGGGGGAGUCCUCGGCGCACCGCUUUGCGAUCCCGAGUACCUAUCCUCACAAAUCUACAACCACAGCUCCAAUGCAACCCCCGACAGCCCCCGCCGUCUCGCUGUACCUGGCCACCCCAGACUAGCGCAGAUCAGCCUGAAGCCCUUGAGCUUGACUCGCUUGGAGACCCUCUCAUCAUGCUCCCUGAUCUCAUUUACGUCUGGCCUCCACUCUCCGCCACACCUACAUCCUCGACAUUUGCCUUUCGCACCUCUCCGGCUAAUCAGACCAUGCUCUUACGUUUCGGACCAUCACAAUCCGAUACUGUUGUCACCAGCCUUUUAGAUGAAGGCCAGUUAGUUAGAGCUGCAGAUACUAGCGAUAAAGAUAUCUAUAGUCAAAAUACUCGACCAGAAGAGGAGAUAAAACAGGGCGAUCGAUCUAAUAUACAUGCUUCUAAUCGUGAACAUAAGCCAGUAAUCAGAAACCAUGGUGGGCAGGCGGAUGAAAUCAUGGCUUGUAUGGUGUGCGGCGAUUUGGCCAGUGGUGUGCAUUAUGGAGUACCCUCAUGCGAGGGCUGCAAAGGUUUCUUCAGGCGAUCCUUGCAGUGUUGA